Molecule: messenger RNA, 1248 nt
Organism: Thlaspi arvense
Lineage: Eukaryota; Viridiplantae; Streptophyta; Magnoliopsida; Brassicales; Brassicaceae
Source: the annotation of a GenBank genome assembly
AUGGAAAUCUCUGCUUUCCCAUUUCCAUACCUACAAGACGACGAGUGUUCCCAUUUCCUUGGUCUAUUUCAGGACAUGGACUCUGCUCCUUCUGAUUUCGGAUUGGAAGGUUUUGGUAACGACAACAACACGAACCCUAAGAAACGCCCAAGAAAGGAAGACGAAGAAGCUGGAGCUGUGAAUGGUAACAAGGCUGCGUUUGGAGAUAUACUCGCGACGCUUUUGCUCUUGGACGAGGAAGCGAAACAGCAACAGGAUCAGUGGGAUUUCGAAUCUAAUCGACAAAAGUCUCUUCUCGAAGCUAAUCACAAGAAGAAAGUGGAGACAAUGGAUGGUUACUACAAUCAGCUGCAAGGUCAUUACUCCGCAGCGGGGGAAACCGAUGGUACCCGUUCGAAACGCGCACGAAAAUCCGCGGUUGCUGCUGCGGUUACGGCGGCAGCUUCCGGGGAGGAAGCAGCCGCUGUUCCGGUUCCGGCGACGGAUAUCCCUAGCGGUUCCGGGCCGAGUCAUAGGAGGUUGUGGGUGAAGGAACGGACGACGGAUUGGUGGGACCGAGUGAGCCGGCCGGAUUUUCCAGAGGAGGAGUUCCGGCGGGAGUUUCGGAUGAGCAAAUCGACGUUUGAUCUGAUUUGCGAGGAGUUAGACGCGACUGUGACGAAGAAAAACACGAUGCUUCGUGACGCGAUUCCAGCUCCAAAGCGCGUGGGCGUUUGCGUUUGGCGUUUGGCUACUGGAGCUCCGCUUCGCCACGUGUCAGAGCGGUUCGGGCUCGGAAUCUCCACCUGCCACAAGCUAGUCAUCGAGGUCUGCCGCGCGAUCUACGACGUCCUGAUGCCGAAGUAUCUCCGGUGGCCGUCCGAUUCGGAGAUCCAAUCGACGAAAGAGAGAUUCGAAUCGGUCCACAAAAUCCCAGACGUCGUUGGGUCGAUCUACACCACACAUAUCCCGAUCAUCGCUCCGAAAGUCCACGUGGCGGCGUAUUUCAACAAGAGGCACACGGAGAGGAAUCAGAAGACGUCGUACUCGAUAACCGUCCAGGGAGUGGUUAACGCCGACGGGAUCUUCACCGACGUCUGCAUCGGAAACCCGGGAUCUCUCACCGACGAUCAGAUCCUCGAUAAAUCAUCGCUUUCUCGACAACGCGCGGCGCGUGGGAUGCUGCGCGACAGCUGGAUCGAUCUUCCUUGUUAUCCUAUGGGUUUUUCGUUUUGUGCAUCACAGUCACACAGCAUAAUCAACGGCUGA